Chondrus crispus (carragheen) is the source of this 2147-nucleotide messenger RNA. Its product is annotated as GTP-binding protein of TypA (tyrosine phosphorylated protein A) family. The record is from RefSeq and is a predicted model, not a curated record. The coding region runs from base 1 to 2001 and encodes 666 amino acids. Gene Ontology annotation, cellular component: cytosol; ribonucleoprotein complex. NCBI's taxonomy places the organism in Eukaryota, Rhodophyta, Florideophyceae, Gigartinales, Gigartinaceae. Gene Ontology annotation, molecular function: GTPase activity; GTP binding. The transcript is spliced from 2 exons.
AUGUCCGACCCAAUGGCGGCCUUCGUCAACGCCCUCCCCCUCCCAUCUCUGCGACCGACUGCCUCCCGCGCCACGCCCCUGCGUCGCCCCUUCUCUGCGCCCACCGUGCACGUCCGCCCGACGCUCCCGUCCUUCCGACUCGCGCCCACAUGCGUCGCUGCGCCACCAGUCGCCGAAUCCUCUUCCGAGCCGUCGGCUCCUCUGACCGUUCGCCAGGAUGUGGUGACGGUCGCCUUUGUGGCCCAUAUCGACCACGGCAAGAGCUCCAUGUGCGACGCCCUGCUCAAGGGCGCCUCGUGUUUCCGCGAUAACGAGACCGUCGAGGACCGCGUUAUGGACGCCAUGGACCUAGAGAAGGAGCGCGGCAUCACUAUCAACGCCAGCGCUGCUAGCUUGCUGUAUAAGGACGUCAACGUCCAGAUUUUGGAUACACCGGGACACGCAGACUUUGGCGGCGAGGUCGAACGUGUCUUGAACAUGGCUGAUGGCGUCCUGUUGUUGGUGGAUUCCGUGGAAGGUCCCAAGCCGCAGACUAGGUUUGUGCUCAAAAAGGCCAUCGCGCUGGGAAAGAAAAUUGGCUUGAUCAUCAAUAAGAUGGACCGACCUCAGGCGCGCCCGGACUUCGUUGUCGACGCCACUUUUGAUCUCAUGGCUGAGCUGGGUGCAAGUGAUGAGCAGAUGGACUUCAAGAUAGCCUAUGCGAGCGCUAUUAAUGGCCAGAGUGGCAAGGAAGCGGACGCCAUUGAGGACAAUAUGGAUGCCGUCUUCGACCUCGUCCUCGACUUCCCGAGACCCGCUGUCGCGCUCGACGCCCCGUUGCAGUUGCAAGUUAACAACGUCACCUAUGACGAGUUCAAGGGAAGGCUCGUGUCUGGUCGCAUCAAUGCAGGCCGGCUGCGAAAGGGGGAGAGCGUCGUUGUUUGUCAUCCCGAAAAGGAUACCACCAGGGGCAAGGUGGCCGAAAUUUUUGUGUACGAUAAGCUCGGAAGGGCCACAGUAGAUCAAGCCCAAGCAGGUGAUAUUGUUCUGUUUUCAGGGCUCACCAAGUUUAAUAUCGGCGACACCAUCUGCAAGGCCGAUGCGGUUCUGCCUCUCCCGCCCAUCAAAGUAGAAGAACCAACUGUGCGUAUGUCUUUCAUGGUCAAUGUAUCGGAGUUUGCCGGCCAAGAGGGCAAGUACGUCACCUCGCGUAACAUUAAGGAUCGUCUCGAUAAGGAGCUUGAACGCAACGUUGGGUUGCGUUUAGAUAGAGAUCGUUCAUCGCCAGACUCGUUUGAGGUGUGCGGGCGCGGUGCCCUUCAUUUGACCAUUCUGAUCGAGACGAUGCGACGAGAAGGUUUCGAGAUGAUGAUUGGACCGCCGACGGUCAUCACCAAGACAGUUGAUGGAGUCACGCACGAGCCGUACGAGCAAUUGGAAGUGGAAGUACCAGAGGAGUACAUGGGUGCCGUGGUGGACUUGCUGAGCCGGCGGAAGGGUGAGAUGGUGAACAUGGCUGGUGCCAAUUCGGAAAACAUGGCGAGUGUGGUGUAUUGCAUUCCGACGCGCGGUUUGCUCGGAGUGAAGAACGCGCUUUUGACGGCUACGCGUGGCACGGCUGUGUUGAACUCUCAGUUAGAUGGAUAUCGGCCGUUUGCUGGGGAGAUGGAGGCGAAGGAGCAAGGCAGCUUAUUGGUAUACGAGACGGGUAAGGCGACUUCGUACGGGUUGGAAGGGGCGCAGGAUCGGGGGCGGUUGAUCGUGUCUCCAGGUGAGAAAGUUUACAGGAAUCAGAUCUGCGGAGUUCACCAGCGAGCGGGGGAUCUUUCGCUCAACAUCUGCCGGCUGAAGGCUUUGACAAAUUAUCGGUCGGCGAAUAAGGAGAUUAAGGGUGGGAUGCAGGGCUUGUUGCAACUUUCGCUCGAUGAUGCGAUCGAGUAUAUCGGGCAUGACGAGGUGGCCGAGGUUACGCCUGUCAGCGUGCGGUUGGCGAAGAGAGCGGGGAAGGGCAAGAAGAGAUGAGUGGGGGGUGGAAGACAUUCGCGGUUGGGAAAAGGGGAUAUUUUGUUAGCUUUGUUUUUGCCUUGGUUUUUUUUUCUCCUUUUUGUUGUAUGCGAAAAGCGGCCUAGUUUUGCCUAUACUUUUAAUAUAAACCGGAUGAGUUAAUA